Lagopus leucura (white-tailed ptarmigan) is the source of this 7277-nucleotide messenger RNA. It is a transcript of the gene BCL2L13, whose product is annotated as BCL2 like 13. The record is from RefSeq and is a predicted model, not a curated record. The transcript has 8 exons. The coding region runs from base 153 to 1562 and encodes 469 amino acids. Gene Ontology annotation, biological process: regulation of apoptotic process; apoptotic process. Gene Ontology annotation, cellular component: mitochondrion. Lineage: Eukaryota; Metazoa; Chordata; Aves; Galliformes; Phasianidae.
UCCUUCUCCCCGCCUUUCGGCGGCGGCCGCAGGACGUGACAGAUUGCAUGAGGAAACGACAGUCUGACUAGGACUGCUGUGUUCAGUGUUCAGUAACCCGGAGAAAAGCCUACGUGCCCAAUAAGAGCACUAAGACACUGCAAGCCAACCUGAUGGCGUCCUCUACUGCUGUGCCUGUAGGAUUUCACUAUGAAACAAAAUACGUAGUUCUCAGCUACCUGGGGCUUUUAUCACAAGAAAAGCCACAGGAGCAUCCUUCUGCUUCAACUCAAGGGACUCAACAACAGCUUAUGGCACAACACGCUUCAGAGAAAGAGGCUUUGGAAAAGAUUAAAAUAGAAAUUGAGGAGGAGCUAAAACAUCUUGAUGAAGAGAUCUUGGAAGCUUUUACUACUACAGGAUUUGACUGCCACACUUCCCCAGUGUUCAGUCCUGCCAAUCCAGAAAGCUCAAUAGAAGAUUGCCUGGCUCAUUUGGGGGAGAAAGUAUCCCAGGAAUUGAAAGAACAUCUGCACAAAGCACUAGAGAGCUUGCUUAGCAAGCCAGUAACAUAUCAAGAAUAUCGAGAGCGCACACAAGAGGCAGCCGCACAUGCCAGUGGAUGGAACAAGGUCUUGGUGCCCCUGGUUCUGCUACAGCAAUUUCUGAUGGAAUUAACCAGAAGAGGCCAGGAACCACUGAGUGCACUUGUGAACUUUGGAGUGACGUAUCUAGAAGACUAUUCUGCAGACUAUAUCAUUCAACAAGGAGGUUGGGGGACGGUCUUUAGUUUGGAAUCUGAAGAGGAGGAGUACCCCGGCCUCAUCGCAGAGGACAGUAAUGAUAUCUACAUUCUGACCAGUGACAACUCAGGCCAGGUGAGCCCCCCAGAGUCCCCGACGGUGACCACGUCGUGGCAGUCAGAGAGCCUGCCUGUCUCCCUGUCAGCAAGCCAGAGCUGGCACACAGAGAGCCUGCCCGUCUCCCUGGGGCCGGAGUCCUGGCAGCAAGUGGCCAUGGAUCCUGAAGAAGUCAAGAGCCUGGAUAGCAACGGUGGGGCUGAAGAAAGGAGCGAGAACAACUCUUCUAACUCCGACAUCGUUCACGUGGAGAAGGAAGAGAUACCAGAGGGGAUUGAGGAAGCAGUGGUGUCAGCAGUCGCUGCAGAGACCGUGCAGGCAGCGUUUCCAGAAACCGCUGCUUCUUUACAGGAAGUAAAACCUCAAGCUGAAAUUGUUGCUGUAGAAAAAGCACAUCCCUCUGCACGUCGUACAAAACAGGAGAAGGGAAAAGUGGCCGAAGAGCUUGUUGAACCUGAGAUCCCCGUGUUAAGUAAACCUGUCCCUAAGUUAACCCCAUCGGAAGAAAAGGCUGCGCCAGAACCUGAGAAAAUACUGCUUCCAGGGGAAAAAAAAGUGGGGAAAGAAGGCCCUUUGGAAGAAAUAGAAGAGAAAUCCUCCACUGCAGAGGAGAAGCCUAUCUUAUUGCCAGAAGGGAAAUCGAUAUUGCUGUACGGUGGGGCUGCUGCGGUAGCCAUAUUGGCUGUGGCAGUCGGAGUAGCGCUGGCGCUUAGGAAAAAGUAAGAGCUCUCUUGAGGAGGAGGAGGGGGAGAGAGAAGCAAGCGCAAUCCAAUUGUUGUAGUUGUGUUACCUAAAGGUUGAGCUGCCUGCUGUGUAAUUGGACAUUUGAGUAAUGGUGACGGGGUGAGGUCAUUCAAUAAGCCUCCAGCUAUGGACAAUCACGUUUUUAGUAGAAUUGGGGCGGGGACUGGUUUUUCCUGAUUAAAGUACAGGGGUAUUUUUAAAGAAAAAAAAAAAAAACAAAACAAAAACAACACAAUAAUAAAUUCUGCAAAUGUAAGAACUUAAGUGCAGGUGCUGAGGAACGGGGUGCUCGUACUCGAGGAACUGGAACAGAGAAUUCCUGGGGAAGGGUAGAGCCAGCUGCUGCCAACCCCUGGAUUUUUUGGCUUCUCCAAGCGACUGCUGCUGCAGCUGUGCUGUCCUGUCACUUCCCUGCGCUUCCCGAGCCCUUCCUAGCCCAAGUCCUGCAGCGAGAGGCUGGUCUCCUUCUAGCUCAGCUUCCUCUCAGGUACUGCACUGCUCCUUGUAACCUCGCAGGUUCCUCUUAAACCCCAGCAGGAGAGUGCUUAUUCUUACCUCUUCGCUCCCACCCGUUCUGGCCCUUAACAGUUUCUGAAGCCUCCAUACAGAUGCUGCCUCUCUGUAGCAGUACUCGCUCUGAGCACCCCGUGUUCUGCAGGGAGAGGUGCACACAGCACCUGCUGCUGUGGGGCAGGGUGGGAGGGCCGCUGCACUUGGCUGGUCUGGGAACCCAUUUGCCGUGUUCCUGCCCACCUCACUGCCACCCUUCAGAUAGUGGAGUUGCACAGCUUACACUGGACAUGGUGCCAUUCGGUAAGCACUUGGAUACCAGAGUGUAUUCAGCAAAGGUGUGGCAAAACUGUGUGCAAGGAAGGCGGAUGCCUCCUGUGAGAUUCGCAGGUUCAGUGCUCUUUUGUCCUGUGUCAUGCUGCAGUCUGUAUUGUCUUUCACAGGUUAAGCACAGGGGGUAUGUAGUCCUACUGUGGUUUUGGUGACAGAAUCCCACGUAUAUAAAGCAAUGGAUUCUGGUCACUAAGCAAAACAGCAUCAAACACCUUUCCCUAUUUGCCCGUUCCCAAGUUGACCUGGAGUGUUGUGCAGUGCAAUUUCUUUUGCGACUCUGAAUGUGUAACAGUUGGGUGACGUUUGCAGGUUCACAAAUGAUGAGAAUUUAACUGUGGAAAAAGCAAAUCCCUCUUCCUGCAGACACAACGCUUCAGGUGUGUGCAAGGAGAAGCCUUUAAGGCACUGCUGUACCAACAGAGCUGGCCACAAGCUUUCCUUUUGGAGUGUGUUUGUGUCCCUCCUGCUCUGUACUGCAGCUCUAUGCGUAAGGUCGCAGAUUGUCCAGGCAGAAAUAGUGAUGCAUCUCUGAGGGCUGAUGCUGGCACUGUGGCUUAGAGCAGGUGGAGAUAGGGGAAAGGGGACUCGGGAUAAUGUAAAAAUCAAAAUGUGAGCUUACGGUAAGCUUACUCUUCAUAAAGCACAAAGACAAGGUACUUUAUCUCUAAACAACCUUAUCUAGAGUAUUUCCUGCAAUGAGCCUGUUUCUUAAGUGAUCUGAAAAUCCAGAGAUUUUUAGCACAUUCUGUUUCAGCUUAUUGUUGGUCCCAUCCCUAUCCCAUUCAUGCUGGUAAGUCAGUAAGAAGCUGGCAGAGUCUGGGGAAUUCUUUGUUUAAGGUUUUUUGAGAAUGGAUUUUGUAGAAAACUUCUCAGGUUUGGAUUUGUGUGACUUUGAAUGCUGAAAGGAAGGACUGUUACGUGUGUACCCCUGCUAGGAGGGGAGCCCCAGCUCAGGUGCUGUGGAUCAGCAGUGUGUGGGUCAGAGAUGGCUUUUCUGUGUUUAAAAGGGAGCAAGCUGGCCUUAAAUAAACCAAAAAGCACCACCAACAACAAAACCCAAAACAUAAACUAUAUUGCAAAAUGGAAUUGGCUUUGUGUGCUCCUUCUGACAUGUAAGAACAUAUAGAGUUUUGCUACAUUUCACAUCCAGCAGUGUUCAUGGAUGAAUGAUGCAAUAGGUGAGGGCAGCUGCUUAUUGCCUUGUGGCAGGGCCUGCUUUGAGGUCCCACAGGCUGGGAUGGGGUUCCCCUCUACUGCUGCUUUGCUGAUGGCUGCUGUGUCCCUGCUGUUCUUGUGGGCAUGGGGCUGCUUUAACCCCAGCUGCAUCCUCUCCUUUCUGAAGGCGAGGCAUUGACAUGGGGGAAGAUGCCCCAUCUGCAGCCACUCAGUGGGUUGUGUCCCUGGAUCUGCUCUGAAGCAGAUGGAUGGAUGAUGGAUGUUUUGGAUAUGCUGGAUAACUUGUGUGCACAUGAGGGGUAAAGUCAUUCUUUGGCUCUUCUCUUUAGGUGGUUAUAUUGCUAGUAGUGCAGGAGGUGGGUGCAGGGCAGAUGACAAUACGUCUGCCAGGGAAACAUUUCUUACACAAAGGGCCCAAUGGAGCAUUAAAUAAGAAGUGUCUUCUCUCUUAUAUAGCAGCAGCAGAAGUAAGAAAGACAAAUGCUUUGGGGAUUUUUUUAAAGCGUUUUCAGAGUGGGGUGAAAGGCCUGAGUGUGGGGUAUUUUGCUGCAUUUAGUGGAGCGCCAGCUGCAUUUUGGUUGCUUGGUCCCUUCUUUACAUACUUCCCAUCUUUAGGGCCUUAGAGAAAUAUCUGACAAUUCAAAAAGAAUUUGUACCUUCUUCCCCAGUCCCUGUAACCUAAAAGCAUGUUUAGACAGAAAGUCUGCCGUGUGUCCUCUUUCCCUCUAGGAACACUCCAUUAGCUGGAAAGGUCGCUUACAGACUUGAGUGCUGAGCCUGUUGUGCUUGGUCAGCACUGGAGCAGGCCCUGGGGAAGUCGCCAGAAGGUUGUGUAGCCUUAGCAACAGUGUUCUUAUUGAGCUGGGUGCUGGGCUCCUUGCACUACUGCAGGUGUGAAUUAGGGAACGGAGAGGCUUUCUCCUAUCUUCAAGCACUCUGAAGUAAUCCUUAAUUUUAAUCAGCCUGGUCUGAUUACCUUGAAGUGGGUGAGGCAACCUCUGUGUAGUAGAUCUCUUGCAGCAGGCAAAGGCAAGGCAGCGGACUAUCUACUUAUUUAAAAAAAAAGCAUCUGGAAUUAUUCUCACUUGUGUUACUUACUCCCUUCCCAAAAGUGCCUCAAUAUGUCCUUGAGUGGCCUGUACCUUAACAAAGUAUCUACCUUAGACCCAUUUCUUCUUCACCUUAUCCUUGUCUGCAGCACAUCCGCAAGCUGAGAUGAUAAAACAAAGGGCUGGACCUGCAAAACGUGUGGAACGCUGCAUUCUGCAUGCCUCUGUGCACAGCUGAGAGACCUGGGUUGGAAGCUACAGCCUGAGCUAAACGCAUAGGGAACUACAGUGGGUAGCAUACUAAAUAAGGAGCUGUCAGGAAAACGGCUUUAGAGGUGAGGUGAAGCUUAACUUCCAGUUGUGCUUAACUCUAGGCUCUGCUCACCUGGGCACUGGGGCUGGGAACUGGGAAAGGUCUUUUUUUUCUUUCAGAAAACAAACCUGGAACAAGAACUGAAACCUGGAGUCCCAGUGUUGUAGAGCAGCCCAACCCACCCUCCUGUUGCAGCCACAUGCCGUGUGGGAGCAUGGUGAGGGGAUCCAGGCUGCUGGUCCAUAGCAUGAUACAGCUGAGCCAGCUGCUUGGCUCAGUUGAAAUCAGAAUAGGGUGAGUAGGAGAUAAAUAACUUGGCUGCCCAGAAUACUGAAGGUGGCUGGUGCCUAAAAUACUAGGUCUAAUCUCGUGAUGAAGCAAGCCAGAGAUGGCAAAGCAACCCAGGCUGCAGGCUUCUGACUGGUCAGAUGUCAGUCCUUAAGCAUCUGCUUGCUCCAGGUCUGAGCAGCAGCUCCCAGCAGUGGAAGUGUGGUCUUUUCUGUAUUGCAGCAGGGUUUGGACAGCAGCAGCUUAACUUCAGGAUGCUGUGGUACUGGCAGCUGGCUCCUUCUUUCCUAACCUGCCUGCCUGUUGUCUUGCCUGGGGCUGUGCUCUGGGGGUGAAAGCUGUAGUGCUGAAUGCUUUUGCACAGGGCAAGGUCUGUUGCCAGAAUCCUGUUUCCUUUUUACGUAGCUCUGAACUCAACUAGGCUGACAAUUUGGACUGUGUUUUUAAACUAAUCAAUGCUUUCUAAUGGUCACAACUGGAAAAGAAAAGUGUUAAAGUUAGUUAGGUUGAAAAAGUUUAGUCUUUCCUUUCCUUGUAAUGAUGUAGUCAACAAAAUAAUUGAGGUCAUAAAGCUUUCCUUCCUUGAACCCACAGGGGUAUGGCAGUCCUAGCAAAGCCCUGCUAAGGCAGGUGUUACUAUCAGGCAGAAAUCAACAUGCUUCUGGCAGCACAGUCGUUCCUUCACUGAACCAGAACGAGCGCAUGCUUUAAAAUGUGUCUCCAAGAAUGUAAUUCCUAGAUUGUUUAGCUGUGAAUGUUUGGGAGGAAGGGAGGAGUGAGCACUCACCCCACCCACCAUGGGUACAUGGAGCCCAUGUCCUCCAUAGAAUGUCUCAUUUUAGGCACAAAACAUACUGAAAGCUGACUUGUCUUGUAUGUUUUCUACUCCAGUAGGUCAUAGACAGGAGAAUGUGUUUCCCAGUGAAGCACGGAGCAGUGAGGCGCUUUACUGCCUGUACCUAUUGAAGGCAGAAGCUGUGCAUAACUCGUUUGGCUCAGUCUGCUUCACUUCAGUACUAGGAGGCUACAAGAGCAGCAGCGCUUUGACUGUGUGCAUCUGUGCUGUGCUUCAAAGUGCAAGCUAUGUAUUGCCACAAAAAUAACAACAAACAAACAGGGUGGGAGGGGGUCACAUGUAAUCCACCAGCAGUCACUCUGGUCCUCCGAGCUCAGGCCCCUAUGGAGCAGGAUGUACAGCGCUCGCUUUAUGCAAAGGCUCUGCAGCUGCUUGUGGUCAUGGCUGGAGAACAAGAGCUGCACCAGCUUGGAAGGGGGCAGCUGCAACAUUACCAAUACAGCCAGGGGAACCAGAACACAUUGCUCAGCUUCACCUCCUGUGUUAAAUGACUUGGUCACUUUUUUCAGUCUCUUAGGUAGGCUGACUUGCUUCCUCCUGGGUAGAAGUCUAUGGUAUGCUGUAGGAGAGGGGGAGCUGCAGUUAGCUUCCAGUGGAAGCUGCUUUUGAUCUCCCUGCAGUAUCUGCAGGGGAGGCAAGGAACACUAUUGAGUUGGACAGAACAAGCUGCAGAGGAUGCAUCUUAUUGCUAUACCUUUAGGGGGUCUCUCCCCAUUUUUAUCUUGCAUUAUAAGCUUUUAUUCAAGUGUAAAGCUAAAACCCACUCGGGUUAAGUAGCAAAGUCUAAUGGGACGGACUCCAUGUGUACGUCUGGUCUUCCACCAGGCUUCUGCUGGCUGGCAGCAGGGAGUGCAGGUCCUGUUCCUGAGAGACUGAGCUGGGGGAAAAAGUCGAGCCUGGGCUGAGGGCAGCCCCUGCCCCAGGAACUGGUCAUACUAUUCCUUUUAAUAUGCAAGUGCAGCUCUCUUGGGGAAAGCUACCUAAAGCUUCUUGUGCCAUUUGGUUAAUAAAAGUGUUUCCACCUUUAAAAGAAAGUUAUUUCCAGCUUCGUUGUUCUAGAAUCAGUUUAAGUGAAGGGGUAUAUGCAUUUUUCCCUCUACCACUGGGACACUGCUGUAAGACCAUGCCCCCAGGUUGCACUUUAAUAAAUGGUACAGUUUUCAAAAACA